AUGGUGCUCGUGUCGACUGGAAGUGGUCCGAUACCUACGGCAGAAGCAAAAACCGCCUCGGGAGUUUUUGACUUUCUUUCUAGUCAUGUAUCCAUGUUCGGGGAGACGUCAGAGAUAUUGUCCGACAUUAUGGCAGCCUAUUCGGUUACAAUGCAAGCGCAAGCUCAGGAAUGUGUGUUCUUCAAAGCUGAAUCAGGACCCAUUCCAGCAGAGAUGGUGGCUAAGAUCGCAUCAAAGGCACGUGAGUUUUAUGAAGAGGCUCUAAAACGAUGUUCCGUUUCAAGUUGCAAACACGGAAUACCAAAGUUGGCCUACGAUUUAAUGAAACAACUAGCGUCGCGUUACGGCAGUGCCUUCUCACGUCGAUCCAUGGUGGAACAAAUCAAACCCAAAGAUCUCACCCAAGUUCCGUCUGACGGUGGUAUUGGAAAGAUUGAACUGAAAAUGCCAAUUCUGGGCACCGAAGUCAAAGAUAUAUUCACCGAUCUAGUCCCACUUGGAUUUCUGGAGGCGAAAAACCAAGCGGAUGCAUUGACUCGUUCAUUGGUGGCCAUGGAAAUACAACGAUUGCGUGAGGCUACAAAUGCAUUGAAUGCCCAAGUUGCCUACUUGGUCUAUUUUCAAUUAGUUCGGCGUGUUUGCGAUUUGGAAUUCUAG
Echinostoma caproni is the source of this 657-nucleotide messenger RNA. Lineage: Eukaryota; Metazoa; Platyhelminthes; Trematoda; Plagiorchiida; Echinostomatidae. The record is from the annotation of a GenBank genome assembly.